AUGUCCUUCCAACGAAAGCAGGAGAAGGACUUCACCCCCGAGGUCAAGGAGCUGACCCCGGAGGUUGAGAAGCUUGCCUCGAGCGGCAAGCUGAACGAGGCGAUUGACAAGAUCUCUGCGCUCGAGAAGCAGACACGGAAUGCGUCCGACAUGCCGUCAACGGCAGCGCUGCUGCAGCUGCUCGUGCGGUUGUGCUGGGAACAGGGCGACCUCGAGGCGCUCAACACGCAACUGCACAUUAUGAGCAAGAAGCAUGGACAGCUGAAGGAGGCGGUCGUUCGAAUGGUCGAUGAGGCGAUCCCGUAUCUCGCCGAGCUUAAGAAGAAGAAGGAGGCUGGCGCGUACAAGGGCAAGCCGGACGAGUGGCUGCGACUCCUGACGACGAUCCGCGACAUCACCGAGGGCAAGAUCUAUCUCGAGCUGCAGCGGGCGCGCUUGACGGUCAUGCUCGCCGAGUACCACGAGGCGCUGUCGCACACUGCGCCGAAGGCGUCGAGCUCGAUCAAGACGGAUCAGGAGGAGGAGAAGGCGGCUGCCGGAGACGACGACAAGGAGAAGAAGAAGGAGCCGGUCACGGCCGAGGACCACUUGAAUGCGGCGGCGGACCUGAUGAGCGACAUCCAGAUCGAGACGUACAGCAGCAUGGACAAGCGGGAGAAGACCGAGUUCAUUCUCGAGCAGAUGCGACUCGAGUCGCUGCGCGGCAACUGGAGCAAGGUCCGCGUCGGCAGCAGGAAGAUCAACCGCGUGUACCUGAAGGAGCCCGAGAGCUCCGACUUGAAGCUGCGGUACUACGACCUGAUCGUCCAGCUCGCGCUCCAGGACGACAACUAUCUCGAGGUGUGCAACGCGUACCAGGCGGUCUGGGACACCGCCGAGGUCAAGGCGGAUGCCGAGCGGGAGCUCAACGUCAUCGAGAACAUCAUCAUGUACGUCGUCCUCGCGGCGUACAGCAACGAGCAGAACGACAUGCUGCACAAGCUGUACGCGAUGCCGGAGCUGGAGAAGGCGCCGCUACACUACCAACUGCUCAAGUGCUUCGUCACGCGUGAGCUCAUGCGCUGGCCGGGCAUUGAGCAGCUGUACGGCCCCGCGCUGCGGAAGACGCCAGUCUUUGCGCCGGACAGCGAGCUCGGCAAGAAGACUGGACAGUCUCUGCAGUUGCAAAAGGCGGGUACGGACCCGAGCCAGUCGCCGGGCGACGCGCGCUGGAAGCAGCUGCACUCGCGUGUGAUUGAGCACAACAUCCGCGUCAUCGAGCAGUACUACAGCCGCAUCACGAUGGCGCGCCUGUGCCAGCUGCUCGACCUCGGGGAGGCGCAGGCCGAGAAGACGCUCUGCAAGCUCAUCAACGACAAGACGGUGUACGGCAAGAUUGACCGCCCGAAGGGCGUCAUCUGCUUCAAGAAGCCGAUGAAGACGAACCAGACCCUCAACGUCUGGAGCAACGACAUCUCCAAGAUGCUCGAGCUCGUCGAGAAGACGAGCCACCUCGUCUCCAAGGAGUACGCCAUGCACGAGGCCAACCAGGCCCAGGCCGGCAAGAGGAAGGCCGUCAAGGCUUAG
Messenger RNA from Trichosporon asahii var. asahii CBS 2479, 1566 nucleotides. Its product is annotated as 26S proteasome non-ATPase regulatory subunit 12. Lineage: Eukaryota; Fungi; Basidiomycota; Tremellomycetes; Trichosporonales; Trichosporonaceae. The record is from RefSeq and is a predicted model, not a curated record. The transcript is spliced from 3 exons. Bases 1 to 1566 code for a protein of 521 amino acids. Gene Ontology annotation, cellular component: nuclear proteasome complex; cytoplasm; proteasome regulatory particle, lid subcomplex.